AUGAAUGGGCUUUGCUCAGGAGAUGAGCCUGCAUUGCACACCGUGGUGCUCGAAACCUGUUGCCGUCCCUUCGGGGGCGGCAUCGGUGUAAUUUUUGCUGGCACCCACCAUACUUUUUCAUCAUGUCGUUGCCACUGGCAGCGCCACGGAGAGGAAGCUCAUCAUCGCCGUUGCUGUUGUUGUAGUGCUGUCUCUGACCGUAACCGCUCAUCUGUCGCCGCACGCAUGCUCGUAGGACCUGCGCCAUUAACCACUGCUACACUCACGCUGCAUAUCCUUCGUCUUUCAGUGCGCGUGCAAGACUCUAACGAACCAUCUUCCAUCGUCCAUCGCCGCAUCGCCAUUUCGACACUGCUUCGCGUCUGCGCCACUCGAACGCCUACCACGCAACUACACCACCAGCUGACUUGCAGCGAUCGAGCACCUCGCAGCCAUGGACGCCCUUUACUGGUUCUGCACCAUCCUGGAAUACUACAUCCUUCACAUCAUCAUCGUCGCCAUCCUUCGGGGCGUCUACAACAACUUCAUCAACCUCAACGAGCCAAGACAGUAGCUGGCGGCGGUGGCGACCACCAGCGCGACAUUGGCGACGUGGGCGGCGACAACAGCAUGUCCGCCCGAAUACACCCGACCGAGACGAGCGGCAGUAACAACAUCAUCAUUGGGCGCCACCAUCACCAUCUUCCCGCCACCUCCCAAAACAUCAUAGUCGGCACGGCCUCAGCGACACGGAGCAUCAACAGGCUUUUCAUGGCGAGAGUACUUCCUCGGCCGAACGAGUACCACGGUCGCCUGUCGAGUUUGAGCAGCACCUCUGCGUACAGUGAGACUGGAGCGAGAGGCGCUGGACGGCCUGGUAAAGAGCAUUGUGGGCAGCAAGAGAUGUAUCGGUCGGAUUACACCUGGUGGCAAUUGGCUCCAACAUGUCUCAUCGGCCAAGGAAGGCAGUGGAAAGCUCUGCGGACUUUAAGCAGAAAUUUUGAAUGGCACUCCGACAUGUUCCUGCUGAAGUCGACCGGCAGUUGGAUAUACGCACUUCUCGUGGCGGACUGCUGUGACACAUUGCAUCCGUCCUUGGACUUUCCAAUGGAAGGCCACAUCCUGCUGGUAAGCACGCGUUGCCAGAUCAGACACAAGGCUCCAGAACACUGCGGUAAAGGAGCAGCAAGCGAUAGCUUUUCGCCAACAAGUCUCACGCUAUCAUGUCCAGCGGGCUCCAUUGGUCGACAGGCAGGAUUGCUCAUUCUCCGCUCAGUCGAUUCUUGGCUCUUGGUAGGCUCGACAAAGGGAGAUGACCGGCUCUUGGGUUUACCGCAACAUAAUUUGAUUGUCCAUUCCACCGCUUUGUCUGAGGUCUCUGAAAGCCGGAGUCACUCAGCACACAAAUCGAAGUUUAGUGGUCCAUUUGCCUGUCUCAGUCUCGGUGACGAGAGGAGUGCGCCAUCGACUGUUAGACUGCAUUCACAGUCUCCAGAGCUCAUUUGCCCCGACGACAGCAGUACCAAAUGCCGGCCCUUUUUGUCAUCGCUGCGGCAUUGCCUUAAUACAGGAGCUGAGGUCGGCACCGAAUCAGCAUCAGAAUUGAAGAUGAUGCUCAUCAAUCUUCCGAUGUAA
Molecule: messenger RNA, 1614 nt
Organism: Pseudocercospora fijiensis CIRAD86
Lineage: Eukaryota; Fungi; Ascomycota; Dothideomycetes; Mycosphaerellales; Mycosphaerellaceae
Exons: 10
Coding region: 1-1614 (537 amino acids)
Source: RefSeq, a predicted model, not a curated record